This is a messenger RNA of Gymnodraco acuticeps, 1770 nucleotides long. It is a transcript of the gene aldh6a1, whose product is annotated as aldehyde dehydrogenase 6 family, member A1. The coding region runs from base 171 to 1691 and encodes 506 amino acids. Gene Ontology annotation, molecular function: malonate-semialdehyde dehydrogenase (acetylating, [NAD(P)+]) activity; methylmalonate-semialdehyde dehydrogenase (acylating, NAD+) activity. Gene Ontology annotation, cellular component: mitochondrion. The transcript has 12 exons. NCBI's taxonomy places the organism in Eukaryota, Metazoa, Chordata, Actinopteri, Perciformes, Bathydraconidae. Gene Ontology annotation, biological process: L-valine catabolic process; thymine catabolic process. The record is from RefSeq and is a predicted model, not a curated record.
CACUGGUAAUACAUGUCAGUGAGGGAGAUAGCUGUAUGUUCCUACCUGCGGAGUUGGACCAAACAAGUUCGUAGUAACAUGUCCAUUAUGGCGACCACCGCAUUAAGAUCAGCGCUAAAGGUCCCACUUCAAGUUGGCCGCAUGUGCUACUCCUCAGUGGGCAACUAUACAUGAUGUUACAUCCCUCCCCACAGCCAACCACCAAGCUAUUCAUUGAUGGGAAGUUUGUUGAAUCCAAAACCUCAGAAUGGCUGGAUAUACACAAUCCUGCUACCAACGAGGUGAUCACCCGAGUACCCAAAGCCACCCAGGAGGAGAUGUUGGCUGCCGUGGACUCUUGCUCCAGAGCUUAUCGCUCCUGGUCUGAGACCUCCAUCUUGGCCCGGCAGCAGGUCUUUCUGCGCUAUCAGCAGAUUAUCAAGGACAACAUUAAAGAACUUGCCAAGUCGAUCACACUGGAACAGGGCAAGACCCUUGCAGAUGCAGAGGGGGAUGUGUUCAGAGGAUUGCAGGUUGUGGAGCACGCCUGCAGCAUAACCUCUCUGAUGCUCGGUGAGACCCUGCCCUCCAUCACCAAAGACAUGGACACCUACACUUACCGCCUGCCUAUCGGGGUGUGUGCUGGCAUUGCACCCUUCAACUUCCCCGCCAUGAUCCCUCUCUGGAUGUUCCCUAUGGGCAUGGUGUCUGGCAACACCUACCUGCUGAAGCCGUCCGAGCGGGUGCCGGGCUGCGCCAUGCUGCUGGCCAAGAUGAUGCAGGAUGCCGGAGCUCCGGACGGGACACUCAACCUCAUCCACGGCCAACACGACGCUGUGAAUUUCAUCUGCGACCAUCCGGCCAUCAAGGCAAUCAGCUUUGUUGGCUCCAAUCAAGCGGGGGAGUACAUUUAUGAGAGGGGCUCUAAAAAUGGCAAGAGGGUCCAGUCCAACAUGGGAGCCAAGAACCAUGGUGUGGUGAUGCCUGACGCCAACAAGGAGAACACUCUGAACCAGCUGGUUGGUGCAGCGUUCGGGGCAGCGGGGCAGCGCUGCAUGGCUCUGUCCACGGCCAUCCUGGUGGGCGAGGCCCGCAGCUGGCUGCCGGAGCUGGUGGAGCGCUCUAAGGCUCUGCGCGUGAACGCAGGAGACCAGCCUGGGGCAGACGUGGGGCCUAUGAUCUCUCCGCAGGCCAAGGAGAGAGUCUGCAGUCUGAUCCAGAGCGGUGUGGACGAGGGAGCCCAGCUGCUCCUGGACGGCCGAAACGUCAAGGUCAAGGGUUACGAGAAUGGCAAUUUUGUGGGUCCCACCAUCCUCGGCAAUGUCACACCUCAGAUGAAGUGCUACACUGAAGAGAUCUUCGGGCCUGUGUUGGUUGUUCUCGAAGCAGAGACUCUGGACGAUGCCAUCAACAUGGUCAACAAUAACCCCUAUGGCAACGGCACAGCCAUCUUCACCACAAAUGGCGCCACUGCACGCAAAUACACUCACGAGGUGGAUGUGGGCCAGGUUGGAGUCAACGUUCCCAUCCCUGUCCCACUGCCUAUGUUCUCCUUCACUGGAUCAAGAGGAUCCUUCAGAGGCGACAUAAACUUCUAUGGCAAACAAGGCAUCCAGUUCUACACACAGAUCAAAACUGUCACCUCACAAUGGAAAGCUGAAGAUUCCACCUUGACAAGUCCUGCUGUUACCAUGCCGACCAUGGGACGCUAACUCCAUCCAUGAACCAGAAUACCUAGACAGUAGACACUCUAAUGUGUAGAAGUUUUAGUAUUAAAAAGUUAAAUAAUAA